AUGAUGGAGAGCCAGCUGGACACCGCCGGGAUACCAUCUCGAAUUUGUGCUGGGGCAACGCCAGGGCACCGUGGCAAAAGGAUCGGGCCACAGUCGAAGCGCGAUCCAGAGCAGCAUCGGAGCUCCAGCGCGCGCCGGAGCCCGCGAGCGCCCUGUCACGGCGAGCGCUGCCUCGCGAUGGAGCCGACCCGCGCAGCAGAGGCAGACGCGCAGUCGGAGACGCUGGCAGGCUCGGACCUGGCGGGCGUUCGCAGCCUGCGGGACGCGGCGCGGGCCGGCGCGGGCGUCUACUGGGACUUUGCCGCUUCGGCCGCCAGGCGAGGCAGGUCGUGGCAGGAGCGCGCCCCGGAGGAGGUGCGCCUGGAGCUGAGCAGAGACUGCACCGAGGAGGAGCUGCAGGCCUGCCGGGCCGAGUGCAGGAUCGACGAGGUCGGGCCGGCGCCCGACGGGGUCAGCCCAGAGGUGCUGAUCAUCAUCGGGCCGAGCGGCGCGGGCAAGUCCAUGGCUCUGCCGAAGGCUGCAGAGCUGUUCGGCCUCGACCUGUCUGGAUUCGCCCACGUGGACGGGGACGACAUGCGUUCUUGCCACGGCGCGUGGAAGGCGCUCGUCGUGGGCGACGAGGAGAAUGGCUACCUGGACGCCUACGACAUAUACGUGAGCAACAAGAUCGCAACAAGGACCUUAAGAAAAAGUAUUCCAAAGAGUGCCUGA
Messenger RNA from Prorocentrum cordatum, 711 nucleotides. The record is from the annotation of a GenBank genome assembly. NCBI's taxonomy places the organism in Eukaryota, Dinophyceae, Prorocentrales, Prorocentraceae.